Molecule: messenger RNA, 608 nt
Organism: Zophobas morio
Lineage: Eukaryota; Metazoa; Arthropoda; Insecta; Coleoptera; Tenebrionidae
Gene: PIG-P
Product: phosphatidylinositol N-acetylglucosaminyltransferase subunit P
Exons: 1
Coding region: 102-584 (160 amino acids)
Biological process (GO): GPI anchor biosynthetic process
Cellular component (GO): endoplasmic reticulum
Source: RefSeq, a predicted model, not a curated record
GUCGCAGUAAACGGAUUUUUUGAAAGUGUCAACCUUAUCACAGAAACAAUUGAAUUUGCUGGAGAACCGGUCAGUGCUGAAUACAGUCAUUUUUGCUAAAAAUGCCAGAACACACCCCAGCACCUACACCAAGCAGGGCGGUGUAUGGUUUUGCUAUGUAUUUGAGUUUUCGAAGUUUUUUCAUUUUGUAUUUAGUGUGGGCAAUUAUACCUGACGAGUGGUUCAAGGUAGUGGGCAUAACGUGUUUACCCCAACGAUAUUGGGCCGUCACUGUACCAGUUUUCCUUCUUACAGUGCUCGCGAUUUUUGCAUUUUUUAUUUACCCUAGCUUAGGAUUGUUGAUGACACCUAAUGUUGAUGAUUUGAGGACUAUCCGAGACACAACUAGUACUAAAAAGAGAAAAAGUAGAAGUCUCUUUUCUAUGCAAAACUAUGGAACUUGCGGCGAGUGCAGUUGUGUCAACAAGGAAUCGUGUUUGAAAGACGAUUAUCAAAAGAACUGUGGUGAUUAUGUUGUUAAGGCUAUUCCUGUUUUGCAGGAUUUACCUAUCUGGGAGGUUUCAGAUCAUCUGUAUUUUAAAUAAAAGUGCUGUAUAUUGAAAAUCAAA